UGGCAGACAUGCGGUGUCUGGCGGAAGUGACGUGUGUAUGCGGCGACACCGGUUCUCUGCUCAUGCCGUGGAGGUCAGAGGAAGAAGCCGGCUGGAGGUGCGGAGGACGAAAGAUGGUGAACUGACCUUCACAUUGAACUCCCCACCACAGAGAGGAUGACGGCCCGUCUGAUCCAGCGUGCCUCCCGCCUGCUGGCAGUGCCGGCCUCCUUCCAGCCCCCCUCCUCCUCCUCCUCCGCCGUCCCCACAGAAUGUAUGAGAUUGUGCCAGCACGCCCCUCCCCCCCGGUGCCGGGCGGCCCUACACACCUCCUCCCCGCGUUACCUGGCGGAGAGCCUCCCGGAGACCUCCCAGAUGGGCCCCGUCACCCCACAGGACGAGAACGAGUUCUUCUCCAUGCUGAAGACUGUGCCGGGGAUAAACAAUCUGCUGGACAUCCCGCGGGAGCAGAACGUCUCCGGGAACAAGGGGGUGAUGAUCAUCCAGGAGAUCGUCAGGAGGGAACCCGGGAGCAAUGAAGAGAUCCUGAAAGACCCCAGAUUCCAGCACCUCCUAGAUCAUAUCAAUGGGCAGAUCCAGCAUGUUUGGAACGGCCGCCUUAUUAAAUUCCUGAGGAGCUUGUAUGUCCUCGGAUUGGACAGGAAUCACCGUUGCUUCCAGUCGGUGGAGGUGGAAGUGCAGUGGCGUCUCAGGAAGUUUAGUAUCGGGGCUCUGGCCCAGCUGUCCAGCUUUAUUGCUCCCCUGUAUCGCUCCAGGAGGGAGAAGGCUCUGCUCGAGGACCUGGUGAAACAAGUGGAGCUUCGAUGGACGGAGAUCAGGGACACGCGGUCUCUAGUGACGCUGAUAUCAAGGCUGGGCUUUAUGUCCAACUCCCUCAUGGAGAGACUGGAAGAUAAGGUCCUGGAAUUCGCAGGAGAUUUGAAGCCUGAAGAGUCUCGGAAAGUCAUCUCUGCCUUGUCAGCUGAGAAUCGGCGGACGGUAUCUGUCCUGCGGGCGAUCUCCUUCCACCUUAUACAGUUUAAGGGCGAACUCUCCCCAUCCGUUAUAUUGGACUUGGCAUUUGCUUUCGCCAAGCUGAAUUUCUGCCAGCCGCAGGUUUUACAGAAGAUGGCGACAGACAUAAUGCCCAAAUUGCAAGAAAUAAGCCCGACGGACAUCGCCUCGCUUGUCCGGUCCAUCGCCUACCUCAAAUAUUCCAACCAGCCGCUCUGCGAAGCCAUUGCACAGGCAUGUCUGCAGUGCAACCAAUCGUUCAGCCCCUCCCACCUCUGCACUGUCCUCCUGGGUUUUGCACAUCUCAACUUUAUUCCCGGGCAGAGCGAAGAAUUCUUCAAUAUGAUUCAUCUGCGUCUCGGCUGUGAGUUGGAAUCGCUGAGCUGGCAGAUGCAGUUGGACGUUGUGUGGUCGCUGUGUAUCCUGAACCAUGUCACAGUGCCGUAUUUCCACAAGAUUCUAAAGCCUCAGGUCUACAGCCAAAUCCUGGCGGUAUCUGAGGAGAGAUCCGCCAUCCACAGCGUGAAGUUGAUGCACAUAAACGCCACAGCGCAGCUGGAGAGCCCGGAUUAUCGGGGCCCGCUGCUUCCCGAAGAUGUCCUGCAGACCCUGCAGAGCCGGACCGGGCCCAGGCGGGUCAGCGCCUUGCAGAACGCCGUCAUAGAGACGCUGAAAAAAGUCUUUCCGGACGAGGGGACCUGCAACUACAGCGUGCCCACCGUCUAUGGGUGGAGCUUAGAUGGCGAGGUUGUCCUAGAUUCUGAUCUUAAAGCCUUAGCCCUGAAGCAUUUCGAGGACCCCCACGAUUCGCAGUCUGGAGGGACCCAACCCCUGCCGGAGGGGGCGAGGAGGUUCGCCAUUGUGUGUCGGGAAUUCUCACACUACACCUUCCGUGAGAAGGUCGUGCUGGGGCGAUACGCCAUGAACCAGCGGCAUCUGCGGGCAGCUGGAUUCCUAGUGGUGGAGGUUCCUUAUUACGACUGGCAGGAAUUGAAGUCGGAUUGGGAGAAGCAAGGCUUCCUGAAGGAUCAGAUUAAGAAGGUGAUGGCGAAGGACAUGGCGGAGUGAAGAAGCCCAACGGGGCCGAGGCGACGUGUAUAUAUGUAUCUUUAUCCCCCCUCCCCGCCAGGUGUCUGGCUCCGAGGGGGCGGGGUUUUGGGGCGGGAUCUAUCUUUUAAGAUUAUUUGUAUUUUAUUUUCAAAUGAGUGCAAUGGAAGAAAAAUAAACGAUAAAGACUGA
Messenger RNA from Rana temporaria (common frog), 2232 nucleotides. RefSeq names its product FAST kinase domain-containing protein 4-like. The record is from RefSeq and is a predicted model, not a curated record. Bases 157 to 2061 code for a protein of 634 amino acids. NCBI's taxonomy places the organism in Eukaryota, Metazoa, Chordata, Amphibia, Anura, Ranidae. Gene Ontology annotation, cellular component: ribonucleoprotein granule; mitochondrial matrix. Gene Ontology annotation, molecular function: RNA binding. Gene Ontology annotation, biological process: mitochondrial RNA processing; regulation of mitochondrial mRNA stability. The transcript has 11 exons.